This is a messenger RNA of Penicillium odoratum, 8106 nucleotides long. RefSeq lists its product as uncharacterized. NCBI's taxonomy places the organism in Eukaryota, Fungi, Ascomycota, Eurotiomycetes, Eurotiales, Aspergillaceae. The record is from RefSeq and is a predicted model, not a curated record. The transcript has 2 exons. The coding region runs from base 1 to 8106 and encodes 2701 amino acids.
AUGCCGUCCCAAGAUUGGGAUGCCCCCUCCCGCGAUCGGGAACUCGUUCGCCAUCAACCUUCCAAUAGCGAGUCGAGUCGGUCCUUGGUUCCAAUGUGGGACAGCUCCGACCCAGAGCGCGCGCCUCCUCCUUUGCCUUUGAACCCCCGCUCCAUGAGCCCGGCGACUAGACAUAACGUUUCGCCAGGAAUUCAGGCCGUGGCAGCCAAGUUCACAGACAAGCCGAGCGAGAAUGCUCUCAGCUCUUACACAACAAACCCAAUGCCCAAUAAGUCUGGGUCACCAGAGCGUUCUCUGGUCAAGGGUCACCAUCAUAAGCGCUUGCAGUCACUUCAGCCCAGUGAUACCAAGGGCGAUGCUCGUUCAGACUUCUUGAACUAUUUGGAGAAUCGAUCACCUGAACGGCCUCUCCGGGCUACGAUUAUCGAUCCUACGCCCAAGCCGCUAGACCCGAGCAAAGGUUUUGGAUCACCACCGCGUCCUGCUGUGCGGGAAAUGCCCAGUUACGUAUCAGGUAGUUACCUGUCCAAACCAAUUCUUGGAGAAAAUACUCCUACUUCUGCUACCAUGCUGGCGUUGCAAAACAUGCAACUUCCUUCUGAUAACGACCCAACCUCGCCCUCGAAACCACCCAAGAUGAUUACAGCGCCCAUGCCUGAAGAACCCGCACACACCAUGGGUAGCCUAGCGGAACAGAUUGGCAGCCUCACCGAGAUUGCCAGUGGCCUGCAGCGCGAAAUGAUGAACCUAAGCCGCCGAAGCAAAGAUAACGCCACUGAUUUAAUCAGCCUCAAGGCUGCGACUAAUGCCCGAGAUGAAGAUAUUCGAAAGAGUUUGAAGGACUUGUCCUCUAAUCUCACAUCGAAGUAUUUCGAUGGUGAUCUAUCAAGGUUGGAUUUCAGCGCAUUCCUGAAGCCGGAGAGCGGCCCUAACCCCACUGAAUCGGAUAGUUCUCCCAAUUCGAAAAGAAGCUACUCUGUACCACGUAUGCCCAGCCCUAACCCUUUCGUCUUUGACCGAGACAUAUGUGGCUCGCCUGCACCGCCAAUCUCCGACGGAUCCGCUAGUAUCGCUCUACUCGAAAAAGUGUUGCGGGAGAUGGCCACGAAGGAAGGUGAGGAGAGGCUUUUGGAGCUUGUGGAUGAAAUCAAAUCACGACCUGCAGCCACUCCGUCUGACAAAGAUGCCGACAAGAAAAUCACGAAUAUGCUGGAAGAGAUUCUUAACCUCGUGAAGGAAGACCCGUCAAGCAGAGCCCUUGUCCGUUCGAUGACUACGGAGCAUCUUCGCCCGCCAACUAAUGCCGACAAUGGAGGUCUCCGGUCUACGUCACUCGGGCCCAUUGAUGAAACCGCCACUGUGCAGGCGCUAGAUGUACCGAAGGAUGACCAACUUCAACGCAAUGCACCCAAUAAUGAUGAAGUCUUGACGAUUCUUCGAAGUGUCAAGAACAGUGUCACUGAAGGAGGUGGCAUGACGAACAACGUCAAAGCGCUAGUCCGUGAAUUGCGUGGCGAGGUGCUCGGCAUGGGUCGUGACCUUGCGCGCAAACUGGAAACAGUAGAGUCAAACAUGGCUGAGGCACGGCAACAGCAACAGAUCGAACCUCCAAAAGCAGAGGAGAUCACUGCGAUCAUUCACGACAGCCUCGGCGAUCUCCAGGAGCAGCUGGCUGCUACUGUGAACGAAAGUCGAAAUCACUCUGCUGCUCUGGCCCAAUUCCAGUCAACCCUGAACAGUGCUGAGAUAUAUUCCAUUGUGAAGAGGGCACUGGAUGAGAUCGAGUUUCCUGAACCUCAACGGGAGCCUGAUGGAUCUCGAAUGGAAAAGGAUGACAUUCUCGACACCGUACGCGACGCCUGGGAGACAUACAAGCCGGAAAUCGAAUUGCAGACUAUUGGAUUGGAGCGAGACGAGAUCUUGGAAUGCUUAGCUGAAGGUCUUAAAGAAUACCAACCGCAAAACCAGGAAUCUAUCAGCUAUGAUCAAGUGUUGGCCGCCGUACAGACCGGCCUGCAGAACUUCAAUCCCCCACCAGUCGAGCAACCGCCUUCAAUUACCCGAGACGAGAUAAUCCUUACUAUUCGGGAAUGUCUUGAGAAAACCGAGCCAACUUCUCGCGCUUUGGAUGAAACUCAUGUGAAUCAUUUGAAUUCGGUGCGAGAUGACAUUCUCAAUGCUGUUUUUGAGAGACUGGAGCCUCAUUCACGGGGGCUGGAUGAAGAACACAUCAAUUAUUUCAACAGCAUCCGCGAUGAGCUGCUCCAUGCAGUGGCUGAACGCCCAGAAGCCACUAGCAGAGGUCUAGAUGAGGAUCAUCUUCAUCAUCUCAGCUCCAUCCGCGAUGAGAUUCUUCACGCAAUGGCGCAACGACCAGAACCUACAAGAUCUCUCGACGAUGAACAUAUUCACUACCUGAAUUCGAUGCGUGAUGAGUUGAUGCAGGCAAUUGCCGAUAGACCAGAAUCUUCGGAUAGAUCUCUGAAUGAGGAUCAUAUCAACCACCUCGCUUCGCUUCGCGAUGAGAUUCUUCAAGCGAUCUCUGAUAGACCAGAGUCGAAUAGCAGAUCUUUGGAUGAUGAGCAUAUCCACUAUUUGAACUCCAUCCGGGAUGACAUCCUCCAAGCCAUGUCUGAAAGACCAGAAUCUGGCAGCAAAUCUCUGGAUGAUGAGCAUAUCCAGUACUUGAAUUCCAUUCGCGAUGACAUUCUCCAUGCCAUGUCUGAAAGACCAGAAUCUGGCAGCAAAUCUCUGGAUGAUGAGCAAAUCCACUACUUGAACUCUAUUCGCGAUGACAUUCUUCAUGCCGUGGCCGAAAAGUCUAUUGAGUCCGCUGAGUCCACUGCUCCCAGGUCCAUCAAUGAAGAGCAAUUUGAGCACCUCAGCUCUCUCCGCGAUGAGAUUUUGGACGCAGUCACUAGAUCCAUGACUACACAGAGUAUGAUAAGCAAGGAAUCUUUUGACUCCGGUCUUGGCCGUGAUGACAUUGUGAGCGCAAUCUCCGAUGGCCUUGAGGCUCACUUCACCUCGGUUAAGGAACUCGAUGAACCCCGUGUUUCGCGGGAAGAUGUCGUGAACGCUAUCAAUGACGCCUUUAAUGCCCAGCAGUCUGCUCUGACCAUCACUUCUCCACCAGCUAUCUCCCGUGACGAAAUCAUGAAUGCUAUCGUGGAUGGUAUUGAGAUCGCUAAUCAAGCCAAGGAGUCGGUGGUCAGCACCGAUGUCCAACCCUCGUCGUCCAUUUCUCGUGAGGAGAUUUUGGAGGCUAUCUCUGAGGGCUUCGAGAGAUCAUACGAGUCCCAGAAGUCAGCCUUGAGUACCGAUAUUCAGCCCUCGUCCAUUUCACGAGAUGAGAUUCUGGAGGCCAUUUCUGAAGGCCUCGAUAGAUCACACGAGUCUCAGAAGUCAGCCUUGAGUACCGAGGUUCAACUGCCGAAUCUCACUCGUGAGGAGGUCCUCAAUGCGAUUGUUGAUGGCUUUGAAAGUGCAAACACCAUGACUCGUGAGAUUGAACUCAACAAAGACGACCUCAUGGAAGCGAUCACCGCUGGUCUCCAUGAAGCUACCAGCUCUGCAAACAUAAAUGCCGGAGAUCAAGUUCUGCAAAGACUGCAAGACGUUGUUGAUGGGAUGAAGGAAGAAUUCAAACAAUACUCCGCUGCCAACGGCAAAGACACCGAGCAAGUCCUGGAUGCUGUCAAGGAUGGCCUUGCCGUGGUUCGACAAGAAAUUGAGUCUUAUGUGGCUACAGCUCAGGAGGUUUCGGGCAAACAUGAGAUUAUCGAUACGGUCAAGGAAGGAUUCCGCCUCUUGCAAGCCGACAUGGAAAAGACAAUUACCGACACCGCGGUCUCUAAUGCCACACCCAGCACUCCUGACACAACGGAGCUUCUCGAUGCUAUGGAAAAGGAGUUCGAGCACCUGCGUGGCUCAAUUAGCAACCUUCUUCUAGACAGUCACCGAACCAGUGACAAGGAUGAAAUUCUUGACGCCAUCCGUGAUGCCAGCGAGCAGAACAAAGACAAGUCAAUUGACGAGCAGAUCCUCAAAUCCAUCAGGGAAGAGUUUGAGAAAAUGCGCGAGUCCACAGAAAUGAGUCUUGUUCGCUCCGAGCCUCCGCCAUCUGAAAAGGAUGAUAUCAUUGCUGCCCUUCGUGAGCAUUUUGAUACUCUCCGGGAAGAGACUAUGCAGCAAAAGGAUGGCGGCGAGAGCUCGAUGUCUGCCACCAGCGAACUUCUUGAAGCCUUUAAUGAUGGUAUCCACUUAAUACGUGAAGAUGUCCAGAAGGUCUUAGAGAAGCCUGCCGAUUUCGAUAGCUCUGAGAUUCUCGAGACCAUCAAGGACGGCCUCGCUGAGCUGCGACUAGAAAUCGACUCCCUUCGACAGUCACAAAAAGAGCAGCAGGAGAGUGAAAUUGAUGAGGCGGAAACGACUCGUGGUGGUGAGAUUGUGCUUGCCAAUGAACCCUCUCCCUUGGGUACCGAUAUUGAGGGUCUGAAGUCUCUCAUCACUCAGCUUUCAGAUAAGAUGGAGGCCACUGAAACUGCUCGCGCCGCGGAGCCUGUUGUGGAGCCCACGGAGGAGUCUUCUGAGCCUGCCGAUCCUCCAUUAAACCGUAGCCAUCUUGAUGAGAUUAUGAUGGCUCUCCAGGAACUGCAACUCGCCGUUGGGGAAAUGAGUGCUAGUCGAGAGAUCCCUGAGGGGGGUGCGCGCAAGGAAGAUACCGAUAUCAUCGAGGGUCUCCUCAUGACCACCAAGGCCCAGAUUGAUGAGAUGCAGUUCCCGUCACUCGACGGAGUUGCCACCUCCGAGCACAUUGGGGCUCUUGAGUCUGCGAUCCGAGAGUCCAAGGAUGCUAUGGCCGAUGUUGCCACCUCCGAGCACAUUGGAGCACUCGAAGCUAUGAUUCGAGAAUCCAAGGAUGCUAUGGCCAACGUUGCCACCUCCGAGCAGAUCGGGGCCCUUGAAACUGCUAUCCAAGAGUCCAAGGAAGCCAUGGCCGUCGUAGCCACCUCCGAGCAGAUUGGGGUCCUUGAAGCUGCUAUCCAAGAGUCCAAGGAUGCCAUGGCCGUCGUUGCCACUUCCGAGCAGAUUGGGGUCCUUGAAGCUGCUAUCCAAGAGUCCAAGGAUGCCAUGGCCGUCGUUGCCACUUCCGAGCAGAUUGGGGCCCUUGAGGCUGCGAUCCAAGAGUCCAAGGACGCCAUGGCCGUCGUUGCCACCUCCGAGCAAAUUGGGGCCCUUGAGGCUGCGAUCCAAGAGUCCAAGGCUGCUAUGGCCGAAGUUGCUACCUCCGAGCACAUUGGGGCUCUCGAGAUCAUGGUCCGAGAGGCGAAAGAUGCUAUCGCCGACUUAUCUACCCGUCUAGAGGCCGAAGGAUCUACAAAGUCCGACAUUGGUACUCUUGAAGGCCUCAUGAAGGAUGUUUGGCUUGCCCUUGACGAGUUGAAGAGCAAGACAAAGGAAGGGGAGGAGACCGAAGGAGAUGAAGGAGACGACAACGGCAAGCUGCUUAAGUCUGAUCUUCAAACCGUGGAGGCCAUGGUCUUCGAGGUUAAGACUCAAAUUGAUGAGCUAAAACUACCUGAGGUGGAGACACUUCCAACGAAGGAGGAAAUCCAAGAACUCUCGGCCCUUGUUACUGAUUUCCGCGACAAGAUGGAGAAUGCCAACGACCUCACCGCCCAAGGAUUUGAGGCUCGGAAAAUCGAGCAUGGUGGCCUCGCUGUCAAAAUUGAUGAGAAAAUUGACGAGGCUAAGUACGUCGUCGGUGAGCUUGGUGACGAGCUCAAGAGUCGGCUUGAUGGCAGCAGCGAAGGACUUAACGAGCUCAAACAGUUACUUGAAGGCCUUGCAAUUUCUGCAGAGAACUUUACUACCGUGGAAAAUGUCAAGGAACUCACAGAUCUUAUUAACCGUGAAUUCGAGCGUGCCCGCGGCGAGGAAGAUGCCGGUAGGCUUGAAAAAGAGGAGCGAGACGCUGCUGCUCUGGUCAAGCACGACGAGACUCGAGCUGCUGUCAUUUUUGAGCUUGGAGCCAAGAUCGAUGAGAAGAUUGGAGAGUUAAUUGCAAAAUACGACGAAGCGCACACUUCACUGCAUUCUAAAUUCUCAGAGACCGAGGAGCGAGAUCUGGCUCAUGCUGAAAUGGUGACAAGCACCAAAUCUCUCGCCGAGGACAUUCGGCUUGUCAUUGGUGCUAUGGGCACUACGGUCACCGAAGCGUGUGAGCGCACAUCCGAGGAGACCAAGGCUCUUGCUGAGAAAGUUGAUGAAUCAUACAACCGGAUUGAAGAGAUGCACAACGAGGUAAAAUCUCACCAAGAGAAAUCUCGAGGUGAGAACGAGAGAGCAGUUGCAGCCACAGAGCGUGUUGAGAGCAAGCUGCUUGAGUUCAACCCCCAGAUCUUGCAGACUGUCCAGGAGAUCUUGACUGUUGUCAGUCAGCACUUUGAUCACUCACAGAAGUCGGCGGAGGAAGUCAAGUCAGAGCUCCUUUCUCUUCCAGCGGCUAUCCCGAGUAUGCUGCCCGCCUUGCCACCUCCGGAAUCCUCCCGGGACAUCGAAGAUGACCCUGUUCACAACAAGCUCAAUGAUCUUCUGGAGCACGCCAAGAACAGUCCGGUUCAGGAUGUUCUGAACACGCUCCUGGAGCAUUCAAAGAACACUCAGCUUCAUGACAAACUUGACCGUGCCCUCGAGCACGGCGCUUCAUCGAACAGUGAUAUCUAUGAGAAGCUCAACCAGAUCCUCGACCUUGCCACCAACGGUAGUGGUUCCAUCCAUGAGAAGCUUGAUGCUCUGCUCAGUCGUCCAGCCGUUGACCCCGAGCAAUCGGUCACUCAGAUGAUGAAGCUGGACGAGAUGCACAAGGAUAUCAUGGAGAACACUCGUAGGAUGAAUGAGAUGUUUGCUGUCCAGGCCACGCUCGUCGCCGAGGACACCGAGCGUAAGCGUCGUGAGGCGGAGGAAGCUGCGAUUGCCCUGGAACGCAGAAUCGCCCAGCGCGAGCAAGUCGAGGCCGACAUUGUCGGUUUGCAAGAGGAGAAGGAUUCUCUGCUGAAGAUGUUCCAAACCCUGAAGAACGAGAAGGAGGAACUUGCCAAACAAACUGCAAAGAUGAGCAAGGAACUUUCUGGCCUUGAAACCGCUUUGGAGAUCCGACAUGAAGAGAUGCAGCAGAUGGAGGAGCGCGCUGAUGGCCUGGAGAAGCGCAUCCUGGAAGGUGUUCUCGAUCAUGCUCGCAGUAUUCUCCUGAGCAGAUCCGGAAGCCUGAAUAGCAUGAACCUCAAGCGGAAUCAGAGCACGCGCUCAUCUCGCGCUGGUGCUCGCAGCCCUAGUAUGGCUAGCGUCACUACCACAAGCACUGCCCGAGAGCCAAAGGAUGCGCGCAGCCUUCUCGGAAAUGGUGUCGGCAUGGCCCUCAAGCGUCGUACAGCCAAUGGCCUUCCACCAGGACCGACGACCGUCCUGCCUAACAUUGGAAAGGAGCGCCGAAUUCUCAGUUUGAGCCAUGUUACUGGUAACCGUGAUGCUGGUCGUCAAUCGGGACCUAACGGUGGAAUCACUAGUCUGAAGCGCAGUCACUCGGUCAAAUCCAACUUCUCCCUUCGCAAGACCUCCUGGGCUGGCCCCACUGCAAACAAGGAGAAUGAGGCAUUCCCGGAAGAAGAGGAGCCCGAGAGUGAGCCUGAGACCGAUGCUGGCACAGAGCGCAGGACCAGCUACGCAAGUACCAACCGGCAAUCGAGCUACGCGGGAACCGAUCGUAAAGCUAGCUAUGCCGAGACUUGUACUGACAGUGUGGUCACUGGAGUUACUGACAGUGUUGUCUCAGAAGAUCGACGCACUAGUGGCAUGAGCAGUACCAUGGAGCACGAGGAUUCUGAGCUAGCAUCAGAUGACGACGAUGCUCAGACAGCUCGUGAAGAUGACGAUGAGGAUGUUAAUACAGAUGGAGAGAACGAAGACGAGAAGAAGGAAUCAGAGGACCUGCAGGAUGACGUUGAUGAUCACUUCUCAGACACUGCCUCAGCUAUGGAGGCUGAAGUCCUUAAGCUGCUGGAGGCCCCUCCUGACAGUGGAUUGGGAACUGAAAUGACUGUUUAG